GGGCCAUCGUCGAUACUUGGCUCGUGGCCAUAAAUGGCGAAGAAAUAAAGCCAAGUUUGACGGAAAAGAAGAACACAACAUUGCCCCGUGCAUUUUAUCAGGAAAAGAUUUAUCAGAACAAACGAUGAAUUUGAAAGGGUUUAAAGCUGGGAAACAUCCACAUUUAAAAAAAAUCAAGCGAGAUAAAAAAGACUUGAAUUGGACUAGGAGGAGCAUUUUGUUUGACUUGCCAUACUGGGAAACAGUACUCCUAAGACACAAUCUCGAUGUUAUGCACAUUGAAAAGAAUAUUUGCGAUAAUAUUCUUGGGACAUUGCUGAACAUGGAUAAGAAGACCAAAGAUGCCUGUAAAGCACGAAAAGAUUUGGAGGACAUGAAUAUCAGAAAAGAGUUACAUUUAAAUAAAAGAGAUGAUGGCAAGUAUGAUUUACCAGCAGCAGCUUAUGUAUUGUCUAAGAAAGAAGGGCAACGAUUUUGUGAAUUUCUUAAAGCACAAAAGUUUCCAGAUGGAUAUGCUUCUAAUAUAUCUCGUUGUGCAAAUGCUUCUGAAGUCAAGCUAGUGGGAUUGAAAAGCCACGAUUGUCAUGUUCUCUUGCAACGAUUACUUUCAUAUGGCAUUCGAGGAUGUUUGAGCAAAGAAAUAUAUAAUGCACUACUGGAGUUGGGAGAUUUUUUUCAGCGACUGUGUUGUAAAAAGUUGAGGGUAGAUGACGUACAGAAAAUGGAGAAAGACAUUGUGGAGAUAUUAUGUAACUUUGAAAUGAUUUUUCCACCCGCUUUCUUUGAUGUUAUGGUACACUUAGCUGUUCACCUUCAACGUGAAGCUUUGUUAGGUGGACCAAUUCAGUAUCGGUGGAUAUACCCUAUUGAGAGGUAUUUAGGUACGCUAAAGGGUUAUGUACGGAAUAAAGCUCGUCCUGAAGGAUCUAUUGCAGAAGCUUAUAUUGUCAAUGAAUGUUUGACAUUUUGCUCAAUGUACCUUGAAGGAAUUGAAACGUACUUUAACAAAGAAGAACGAAAUAUGGAUAUUGAAGUUGGUCGCAAGUUGUCAGUCUUCUCACACAAAACGCGACCAUUUGGUGCUGCAAAAUAUCACAAGCUUACUACACAUGAGCUACAUAUGGCUCAAUGGUAUAUUUUGAGCAACUGUGAAGAAGUAGAAGAAUUUCAACAGUAAGUAAUAUAUAGUUUAGCAUAGAUAGUAUAACUAUUUAUUAUUUAGAAUUUAUCAAAGAAUAAUUUAUGACUGUGCAGGAAGCACAGAGAGAUACUCCAGCGAGAAAGUUUCCUAAACAUAGAAGAGAGGCACAAAGAGCAAUUUCCACAAUGGUUUAAACAACAUGUAAGUGAAAGGAUUGAAAGUUCCCUAAAUUUUUGUCACUUAGAUUGUUUUAUAUUCGAGAUUUUCUAAUAAUAUCUUAUUUACUUUAUAGAUGGCACAUAUGAAAUUGCAGAGUCCACAAGAUGACAUAAAUGAAUUAUAUGCAUUAGCAUGUGGGCCUAAUAUGGUUGUGAAAAAGUACCCAGGGUGUAUUGUAAAUGGAGUCAGAUUCCAUACUAAGGAGCGGGAUGAUCGUCGUACUACACAAAAUAGUGGUGUCAUGGUCGAAGGUUACCACAAUAAUAAUAUUAUUGAGUUUUAUGGGAUCGUCACUGAAAUAAUUGAGUUGGAUUACAUUAAAGACAUUCAUGUUAUUCUUUUUAAGGCUAAGUGGUUUAAUCUUGCCAAUAGAAAAUCUAUCAUACAUGAUGGAAAAACUACAAGCAUAAAUAUUAGUCGUACUUGGUAUGAGGAAGAUCCAUUUAUACUUGCAUUUCAAACAAGUCAAGUAUUCUACCUUGAUGAUAUGAAACUGGGCAAAGAUUGGCGAA
Messenger RNA from Erythranthe guttata (spotted monkey flower), 1872 nucleotides. The record is from RefSeq and is a predicted model, not a curated record. Lineage: Eukaryota; Viridiplantae; Streptophyta; Magnoliopsida; Lamiales; Phrymaceae.